AUGGAAUCUGAUUUUAGUUGGAUGGUUCCCAUAGAAGUGAUGCUGGGUUCUCUCAAUCAUGAAGAAGUUCAAGCUUGCAGUAUUUUUUCGGUUCCAGACAAACUUCGGGAAGCAAACGAAGAUGCUUACAAACCAAAACAUAUCUCCAUAGGUCCCUUACAUAGAGGAGCCACAACACACCUUCAAUUAAUGGAAGAAUCCAAAUGGCGUUACAUGCGCAAGUUUCUUGAACGACAAGGACUAAUACGGGAACUAAAUAAAAGAUUAGAGUUAAAGUUAAGAGAAUGUGGCUUUGAUAUUCUCAAGUUGGAUAUAGUCAUUAGCGCUAGUUAUGGUGGAAGCAACAACAAGAUCAUCAGAGAAAUAGAAUCACACGAACUCGCUAAAAUAAUGAUAGUAGAUGGUUGUUUUUUGUUGGAGCUUCUCAUUAGGCUUUGCGAUUACAUGGUGAACCAAACAAUAACUUCUUAUGUAAAUGACUCGAUCCUUCAAACUGAGGAAAAGGUUUUGUCGGUUUUAAACGAUAUAGCAAUGCUUGAGAAUCAAAUUCCAUUCAUUGUUCUUAAGAAGAUAUAUAGAAAGGUGUUUCCUGAUGGAAGUGAUAUCAAAGAUGAUCAUCGUGUGGCUAAUAUUGUUCGUAUGGCUUUUGGUUAUCCAUUGUCGAAUGGCUCAGGUGGUGCUCAUAUACUUCAUUUGAUGCAUUUGUCAACUGUGGAGCCAAACCCGUAUCAUAUUGGGAAAAAGGCGAAGCUAGAAUUAUUGUGUUGUGCUACAAAGCUUCGUGCUUCUGGAGUAACAAUUAAAGCUAAAUUAAAUAGGACGAAUCAAAAUCAGCAUAAGUUGGUGGAUAUGUUUGAUUUUGGUAUAAGUUUUAGUGAUUCUGGAGAGUUGGAAAUUCCAACGUUACAUAUUAAGAAAACAACCGAAGUGAAAUGGAGGAAUUUGAUUGCUUGGGAGCAAAGCAAAAUUUGGAUUAGAUGCAAAUACACUUCUUAUGCACUUUUCUUUAAGGGUUUGAUAUGUUGUGCUCAUGACAUAGAAUUGCUUGUGGAAAAAGGGGUUAUUGUGAAUGAGUUGAACAAGAGCAAUGAAGAUUUGUUGGCACUAUUUCGCACCAUUUCCAAUGGAGCUGAACAUAUGGAUUUGAGUUAUAGUGAGAUUUGUGCAAGGUUGAAUGUGUAUGACUACAAGGGAAUGAAAGUUAAUAAAAUGUUGCAAAAACUACCUAUUAGGACAUGGCAUCAAUGUAGGUGUGUUUUUGAGAUGGUUGAGUACUACGGGCGAAACUGGUACAAUAUUUUGAUACGUGACCAUAUACCAAAUGUGUGGAAAUUCAUAGGAAUUAUGGCAGCUGCUAUGCUCCUGGUUCUCACCAUCAUGCAGACAUAUUACUCAUCCCACAAUGGCUAA
Molecule: messenger RNA, 1410 nt
Organism: Lathyrus sativus (Indian pea)
Lineage: Eukaryota; Viridiplantae; Streptophyta; Magnoliopsida; Fabales; Fabaceae
Source: the annotation of a GenBank genome assembly